Messenger RNA from Besnoitia besnoiti, 2535 nucleotides. Its product is annotated as polyketide cyclase/dehydrase. Bases 1 to 2535 code for a protein of 844 amino acids. NCBI's taxonomy places the organism in Eukaryota, Apicomplexa, Conoidasida, Eucoccidiorida, Sarcocystidae. Gene Ontology annotation, molecular function: ubiquinone binding. The transcript has 6 exons. The record is from RefSeq and is a predicted model, not a curated record. Gene Ontology annotation, biological process: cellular respiration; ubiquinone biosynthetic process.
AUGCUAACUACCGGCGCUUCGGCGGGCGCCGCGUGCACAAGGGGUCGCCGCGGGCUACCCUCAUGCGCUACCGCCCCUUUCAAGGGAGGACGCGCGCAGGCGUCUGCUCGACAGAGACAUUUUUAUUCCCGUCGCCUCUCGCAAAGCGAGGCGGGCGCCGCUUCUGAUCCGGGGCCGCAGGCGAGUAGCUGGUUUCCCCACGACGCGACAGUCCAUUCAUCUUCAGAGGCCGAGUCGCACAGACGCUUGCGUUACAAGCGUGGCGCAUUUAAGCGGAUGGAAAAAAUUGCACCAGGCGGCCUUUCUGAGUACGCGUCUGGCCUGCUGAGGGAGAAUGGAGCGUUUUCCUCAGCCUGGUUCCCCACGCGGCUGCCUCAUGCGCCGACGGCGCUUUCGUCUGUGCGCGACACGCCUUCCCGUGGCACGCAGGAGGGUCGGCUUGGGCAUUUUUGGAGUGGCCUGCCGUCCCCUUCGUCCCUCACGGCUCUUCUUCCCGACGUCUUAUCUCAGCACUCCCCCGCUCGCCCUUCACCGCCGCACGGGGCUUCGGCCUCUGCGCGUGUCCCUGUCGGAGGACAGAGCCACAUGGCGCUUCGAGAAGACAGAGGGACGAAGGAGCCAGGCCAACGACUGUGGGGGAGCCAGGCAGCAACUGAGCUGAUCGACGCAGAUAGGGACUACCGUGGCUCGCGCGUGCUGUGGAACUCGAGUCCCUCCUGUCUGCGACACUCUGAACGAAGGCUGGUCGGCGUCUCGGCGGAGGAGUACUUUUCUGUGGUUCAAGAUGUGGCCACGUACCACGAAUUCGUUCCAUGGUGCAAGGAGAGUCGCCUGCUGACGCCUGUCCGCCGGCACCGAGAUGGCCAAGAGAAGUUCGAGGCCGAGCUCGUCGUGGGUUUCGGCAUCGUCUCCGACAGAUACACCUCGAGCGUUUCGACUCUGCGCCCGCGGGGGGUGAACUGCUGGGAAUUCCGCCCUCUUCCUGGGACGACUCGCGCCUGCUCAGUUGACUUCACCAUCGAGUUCGAGUUCAACAACGUUCUCCAUCAGCACCUAGCCGGUGUGUUCUUAACUGACGUCGCGGCAACCAUGGGCCGCUGCUUCGACGCCCGCGUGACGUCUCUCUACGGCCUAUCGCCUCUUCCCGCUUCUUCGAACGAGGCUUUCGCCUUCCGCAGCGCGCCGUCGGCGUCGCUUGCUCGUCUUCUCGAGUCUCCCUCUUCUUCGCCCAACCGGCAUGUGCGGUCGGCGCGGGCCGCGCCUUCGGAGCCGCCGCCUUGUGAGACUCGGGAGCGAUAUGUGUGUAACUCGCGAACGCCCGCGCCGCGGUCUGCCAGAGGCAAGGCAGGAGGAGGGUUUGAGCGCCAGAAGACCGACAGCGAGGCAGCCAGAGAAGAGGGGGCUAGUUGCCUGUCUCUCGCUGAUGUUGAAGAUGGCAGCCGCCGACUGAAUUCCUGCACAGGAGGCCAGGACUCAGUGAAUCCUCCGGACGCGGAAAGGGCGGAACAUAUGUACGUAGCGGAGGGUUGUGAGGCUCGUGAACGGCGGCCGCUCGACAGAAAACUGGACGAUACCCCUGUCGUAGACGACUGUCUCAGCAGCUCGCCGCCACCAGCGAUCUUAGUCCAGAAGGAAAAAUGCCCUGCUACCAACGCUGAUGAGAUUCUUCAGCGGGCUUGCGAUUCGACUUCGGUGAAUGACUCACAAGCGGCAGGCGUCCGCGAGACAUAUUCAUUUUGCCUUUCUGCACAAGCCGCCAACGGUUUUCCGUCGCCGGCGGACAUCGCGUGGCUGCUUCGCCGUCUGAAGCAUCUCCGAGAGGGUCCUCCUUUCCAUGUGUCUUGCCCUCGUCCUGCCGAGACUUCACCUCCUCACCCUCCAAGCCGGCCGCAGGACCGCGCUUCAGAGCGUCGGUGGCUGCUCGCCGCACCCCGGGGGUUUCUGCCCCGUGGGCUGGGUCAGCCCCGUUCGCAGUGGCUGAGGGCGUGCGCAGCGCGGCGGCGACUCAGCCACGCCGCUUGGCUCGCAGAGGCGACAUCGCCUCACCCAGGUCUCCUUUCGGCCGGCGACGCGCGCGCAGUGAGGCAACUGCUCCUGGGGACGAGUGCGCGCGCGGCGUCUGCAGUCAUCGCUGUCUUUCUUGCCUUCGACCGGCAGACGCGCGCGAGGCAGGCCCCUGUAAAGGACUGUGGGCGUUCGUCCGAAGAAGGAAAAGACCCUGUGAGAGGCGGAGGAGGGCGACACGCAGGACGAAGCGACAGACUAGAAGAGCAAGAGGGACAGAGACAAGCCUCAUGCGAAAGGAGGGGCGCGGAGCCGCUGCAUGCGUUACGACAGUCUCUGGGCGCAGAGUGGGAACUCGCAGCGGGCGGGGCGGCAGCAAAUGACGCCACCGAUGCUCGCGACAUUCGAAAUGAUGAGCGCGAGUUAAUCGAGGCUCUGCGUGAUGUGGCGAGCCAGUGGAGAGAACCGAGUGCGGGGGUCGCGGCCUCAUUCUCGAGGCGAAGCUGCAGAAAACCUGUCGAGCCAGCAUGA